AUGGUGAUCAUUGACGAUGAUGUCUCUAGUAUAUCUGAUUUACAUACAUAUCUUCAUCAACAUUUUGAUAUGAAGAGUCUUGGUAAGCUACGUUAUUUUCUAUGUCUUGAGAUUUAUGACACAAUAGAUGGUAUCUACUUGUUUCAGACGAAGUAUGCUUAUGACCUCAUCUCCCGUGUUGGUUUGACUGAUAGCAAAAUUGCCUCAACUCCACUUGAGGCAGAUUGUCGUCUUACUCCUCUCGAUGGAACCACUAUUAAAGACCCCACGUUCUAUCGUCAGUUAGUGGGCUCCCUGAUAUAUCUAACUAUUACUCGCCCUAACAUAGCUUAUGUAGUUCACAUAAUUAGUCAAUUAAUGACUAGUCCUCAUACAACUAAUCACUCUGAUGUGUUACGUACUCUCCGCUAUAUUAAGGGCACUCUCUUACAUGGUCUUCACUUCUCCGUUGAUUCAUCAUUGAUACCCAUUGGUUACUCAGAUGCUGAUUGGGCAGGCGAUCCCACUGACCGACGCUCCAUCACUAGUUAUUGUUUCUUCUUGGGUGAUUCUCUUGUUUCCCGGUGA
Impatiens glandulifera is the source of this 567-nucleotide messenger RNA. RefSeq lists its product as uncharacterized. The record is from RefSeq and is a predicted model, not a curated record. The transcript has a single exon. The coding region runs from base 1 to 567 and encodes 188 amino acids. Lineage: Eukaryota; Viridiplantae; Streptophyta; Magnoliopsida; Ericales; Balsaminaceae.